Trichoderma gamsii is the source of this 129-nucleotide messenger RNA. RefSeq lists its product as hypothetical. The coding region runs from base 1 to 129 and encodes 42 amino acids. The record is from RefSeq and is a predicted model, not a curated record. Lineage: Eukaryota; Fungi; Ascomycota; Sordariomycetes; Hypocreales; Hypocreaceae. The transcript has a single exon.
AUGGGGGAAGCCUAUACGUGGGCUGUGUACCUAGCCAGUCGUUGUCGUCUCUUCCUUAGAAGCAAUGAAUUGUUUCCAAUGGCUUUGAAGGCCGCAAACCGUCUUUUUCUUGAAAGUUGGACUGAGUAG